Messenger RNA from Clunio marinus, 1673 nucleotides. Lineage: Eukaryota; Metazoa; Arthropoda; Insecta; Diptera; Chironomidae. The record is from the annotation of a GenBank genome assembly.
UAACGGCUUUGAUUCAUUAAUUCCAUUGCACACAUUUGCGUCUUUCACUCUGAGGUUUUUAAGUAAAUUUAAUUUAUUCAAUAACUGGUUGUGGUCUUCUCAUUUCUCUCUCUUUCUUUCUCUGUCAUCGCUUUUACACAAAAAGUUUGUUGAUGUGUUCUUGGAGGGAUAUAAAAGGCCGAAGAAAAGUUACCAAUCGUUUAGUUAACAUCUUAGAAUCAAGUCAAGAGCAAUGACGUGGCUGGUUAAAGUUUCGUCUUUCGUUCUACUUUAUCUUCAUUGUGCGAGUUGUGAUGUCAUAGAUGCAGAAGUGAUUGAUGCUGUUCCAGCUGACAUCAGCACUGAGCCACCAGUAAUUUUCGAUAAAGAUCGUGCUGGCAUUGAAUCGAUUAAGUACGAUGGCGCUCAAUUGUGGAGAAUCGCUUAUAGCGAACAAGAAUAUAAAAAUGCUGUAGCGGAACUUCAAAAGCAAUUCCAAGUGUCGAUGUGGAAUUUACAAAUGACAAACAUAACGCAACCAUACGUUGACAUGUUUGUGAAAAGUGCGAUGGUAGAUGAUGCAAGAAGUUUUCUCGAAAACGUUCGUGUACCUUUCGAUGUCGUUAUUAAUGAUAUUCAAGAAGCAAUUAACAAUGAAAACCCACCACUUGAUGACACUGACUUAUGGCAGAAUAGAAACGGACAUCCAAUGACUUGGACUUCGUAUCAUCGUCUUACUGAUAUUUUCGGAUAUUUGGAUUAUCUUACGAAGACAUUCCCUGAUUUAUGCAGCCAACAAGAGAUAGGAAAAUCCAUUCAAGGACGACCAUUAAAAGUUUUGAGAGUCUCAAAUGGAAAUCCAACAAACAAAGCUAUUUGGAUCGAUGGCGGAAUUCACGCACGUGAAUGGAUCUCUCCAGCUGUUGUCACAUUCAUAAUCGAUUCAUUUGCUGAGAACUGGAAUGAACAAAGUCAAGACAUUCAGAACAUCGAUUGGUAUUUCCUGCCAGUUAUGAACGUUGACGGUUACGAAUAUUCGCAUACGAAUGAUCGAUUAUGGAGAAAGAAUCGAAGACGUAAUAGCGUUUGCACGGGAGUUGAUUUGAACAGGAAUUAUGGGUAUAAAUGGGGUGGACAAGGAGCAUCACGACAGCCAUGUGCUGAAACUUUUGCUGGUUCCUCAGCCUUCAGUGAACCCGAAACAAAAGCCGUCCGAGAUUUCCUAGUGAAAUCCGCUGCAAACUUUAAAGCUUCACUUUCAUUCCACAGUUACGGUCAAUAUAUUUUAUAUCCAUGGGGCUACGACCGUAAAGUCCCUCCAGAUCAUGCUGACUUAGACGCAGUCGGUAAAGAAGCUGCAGAGGCGAUGAAAAAAGUCAGCGGAUUUCAUUAUACAGUUGGACCAGCUGGAAGUUCACUUUAUCCUGCUUCAGGAGGUAGCGAUGAUUGGGCAAAGGGCACCAUGAAGUUCAAAUAUUCAUAUACAGUUGAAUUACGAGACACUGGUCGUCAUGGAUUUAUGCUUCCAGCUGACCAAAUUAUUAGUAGUGGUCAGGAAACGAUGGCGUUCAUGAGAGUGAUUGCAAAAGCUGUUUCAAAAGCUUAAAAUUGUUGAAAUAAAGUUUUGAUUUACUCACGUCAUGUUGGCUCAAUGAUUUAUGUAUUGAAUAAUCAUAUUGAUCAACUAUUCCUUC